UUUUCGGGUUCUUGUCAUUUUCAGACCACCCCAGGGUGGGCUCGGUGGUAGUUGUCCGUGUCAUGGCUGUGUUGUUAGGUAGCGCCGGCGAUCGUUAGCGAAGUUUAGCAACAACAUCGCAAGAAAAAUUACAUUUCCGUUGUUCUCAAGGGUGUUUUGUAGGGGGGUUAUCUUCUUCCGAAGGGCGAGGCAGGUUUAAUUGAUCUAACGCACAGAGAUAGAGAGCGUUUCAGCUGGGAAGAUGGCCGGGGGCGGUAUGGCGCAGAAGACAUGGGAGCUCUCCAACAGUAUGCAGGAAGUUCAGAGCAUUGAUGAAAUUUAUAAAUACGACAAGAAACAACAGCAAGAGAUCCUAGCUGCGAAACCGUGGACAAAAGACCACCACUACUUCAAGUACUGCAAGAUCUCGGCCCUGGCCCUGCUGAAGAUGGUCAUGCACGCCAGGUCCGGCGGCAACCUGGAGGUGAUGGGCCUGAUGCUGGGCAAGGUGGACGGGGAGACCAUGAUGAUCAUGGACAGCUUUGCCCUGCCUGUGGAGGGCACGGAGACCCGGGUGAACGCCCAGGCUGCCGCCUACGAGUACAUGGCGGCGUACAUCGAGAACGCCAAGCAGGUUGGGCGCCUUGAAAAUGCCAUUGGCUGGUACCACAGCCACCCUGGCUAUGGCUGUUGGCUGUCAGGGAUCGAUGUCAGCACUCAGAUGCUUAACCAGCAGUUUCAGGAGCCUUUUGUCGCUGUCGUAAUUGAUCCAACCAGAACAAUAUCUGCAGGAAAAGUCAAUCUUGGAGCCUUCAGAACAUAUCCUAAGGGCUACAAACCCCCAGAUGAAGGUCCUUCAGAGUAUCAGACUAUCCCGUUAAAUAAAAUUGAAGACUUUGGAGUCCACUGUAAGCAGUAUUAUGCCUUGGAGGUGACUUAUUUCAAGUCUUCCCUUGAUCGUAAAUUGCUGGAGCUCCUUUGGAAUAAAUACUGGGUGAACACUCUCAGUUCUUCAAGUCUCCUUACAAACUCUGACUACACCACAGGGCAGGUGUUCGACUUGUCUGAAAAACUGGAGCAGUCAGAGGCACAGUUAGGCAGAGGCAGCUUUAUGCUUGGUUUGGAUACACAUGACAGGAAGUCCGAAGAUAAAUUAGCCAAAGCAACAAGAGACAGCUGCAAGACUACUAUUGAAGCUAUCCAUGGGUUGAUGUCUCAAGUUAUAAAAGACAAGCUCUUCAAUCAAAUCAACAUAUCCACUAACUAAGCAAAUGGACAGAGAAUACUACCGUGUGUGGAUUUUUAAGCACCAUAACUGAGUUGUGCUUUUUUGAUGUCGGUUGUAUGUUUUCUGGAUCUUCAGAUAAUAAAUACCCCUUGUCCAAUACGGAUAUGCGUAAGCUAUUGCACCAAUAUACAGUAGUUUGCACUUUGCUAUAAGUGCUACAACCCUAGGCCUGGUUUAUUUUUUUACAGUAUCAUUUAGAAAUAUCUCUUGAUUUCACAAAAUAACCUGAAUGCCCACAAAACAAAAGUGCCAUAGCGAAGUGUGUGUUUGCAUCACUAGAUUUUGUUUUUUGAUUUUUUGGGGGGUUAUAUGCUGAUUUACAUAUUCUAAACAAACAUAAAGCACAGUGUGUGGGCAAUGGCAUUUCCAGUGUUUUUAAUGAAUAUGCAGGCCUUUUUCCUAAUGUUGCACGGCUUUGUUGGUGAAGUGCAGUACGUGGCUGAGCUGUGUUCUGUCCAGACCAGAAGUUGGCCUAUGACUAGAACCCACUUAAGUGAUUUUCAGAUCGGAGUUGGGCGUCAGUCUGUUCAAGGAGCAUCUCUGAGAGGUUUGUAUAAGUGGAGUUGGGUUCAUUUGCAGGGAUAUGUGUGCCGAGUCCUGUAAUUGUCACAGCAUGACAAUGACAUUCAAAGAUGUUCCAAAACUGAUUCCAGUGUAAUAAAAGUUUGUCAAGUAAUAAAGACAGAAAAUACUUUUUAA
Messenger RNA from Lepisosteus oculatus (spotted gar), 1966 nucleotides. It is a transcript of the gene cops5, whose product is annotated as COP9 signalosome subunit 5. Gene Ontology annotation, molecular function: metallopeptidase activity; deNEDDylase activity; protein binding. The record is from RefSeq and is a predicted model, not a curated record. Gene Ontology annotation, biological process: protein deneddylation. Lineage: Eukaryota; Metazoa; Chordata; Actinopteri; Semionotiformes; Lepisosteidae. Gene Ontology annotation, cellular component: COP9 signalosome; cytoplasm.